AUGCAUGUGCAUGCCUCUCGUGAAAUGGAUCAUCUUGAAAAGAAUAUGGGCUUUUUAGCGUCUGUUGGCUCCACAGCUCCCUUUAUUGGCUUGUUUGGAACAGUUUGGGGAAUUAUGAAUAGCUUCCAGGGUAUCGCCGCCUCUCAAAGUACAAACUUGGCUGUUGUUGCUCCUGGUAUCGCAGAAGCUUUAUUUGCAACAGCUCUAGGUCUAGUUGCUGCUAUUCCUGCAGUUUUAGCCUAUAACAAGCUCACCUCUGACAUGGGACGUUAUGGUGCACGCCUAGAAGAAUUUGUGACUGAGUUCACAGCCCUUAUUUCACGUCAAUUGGAUGAGAAAUAA
Messenger RNA from Stylophora pistillata, 342 nucleotides. Its product is annotated as protein TolQ-like. Lineage: Eukaryota; Metazoa; Cnidaria; Anthozoa; Scleractinia; Pocilloporidae. The record is from RefSeq and is a predicted model, not a curated record.